Messenger RNA from Drosophila sechellia, 1715 nucleotides. It is a transcript of the gene Usp12-46, whose product is annotated as Ubiquitin-specific protease 12/46. NCBI's taxonomy places the organism in Eukaryota, Metazoa, Arthropoda, Insecta, Diptera, Drosophilidae. Gene Ontology annotation, molecular function: cysteine-type deubiquitinase activity. The coding region runs from base 296 to 1570 and encodes 424 amino acids. Gene Ontology annotation, biological process: protein deubiquitination. The transcript has 2 exons. The record is from RefSeq and is a predicted model, not a curated record. Gene Ontology annotation, cellular component: cytosol; nucleus.
CUAAAUACAUUUUAACCACGGAAAAUUGACUAGAAAUUGCCAGCUAGCAAACAUCACCAGACAACGGCCAUAAAGGAAACUUCACACACGACAGAAACAGAAAAAAGGGUGUUUUGCGCCUCUGCCCCCCAAAAAUUAAAGUAUUCCAAGCAAACUCAGUAGGCCAGACCUUAAAUGCUCUAACCAAAAGACAGCGCGAUCCCGACGAACGACAAAGAACGAGGACGACUGAACCAAAGCAACCACGGUGUGGUCAUUUCUGUACCGGUGUGCCGCUGCAGCUCCUGGUGCCGGCAUGGGUGCCAAUGUGUCGCAGCUGGAGCGGGAGAUUGGCUCCGAUCUGUUCCCGCCGAAUGAGCACUACUUCGGGCUGGUGAACUUUGGGAACACCUGCUACAGCAACUCGGUGCUGCAGGCCCUCUACUUUUGCAAGCCAUUUCGCGAGAAGGUCCUCGAGUACAAGGCCAAGAACAAGAGGCCCAAGGAGACGCUGCUGUCGUGUCUGGCGGAUCUGUUCUACAGCAUUGCCACGCAGAAGAAGAAGGUGGGCUCGAUUGCGCCCAAGAAGUUCAUCACUAGGUUGCGGAAGGAGAAGGAGGAGUUCGAUAACUAUAUGCAGCAGGAUGCCCACGAGUUCCUCAACUUUCUGAUCAAUCACAUCAAUGAGAUCAUCCUGGCCGAGCGGAAUGCCGGGCCCAGCAAUGGGAAUCCAAAGGCCACCAAUCAAGGCGGAAGCACAAGUGCCAUGGCCAGCAGCAUAGCUAGCAAGUCCAGCUCAACGUCCAACUCGAAUUCGAACUCCAAUUCGACCACAAACUCAAAUGGCAACAGUAGCAAUUCGACGGGAUCACUAAAUGCCAACACAAGUGUGCUGGAUGCCAGUGGCAGUCUUACGGCCACCACAACGCCUAUAAUCUCUGGGAACGGAACGGGAACAAAUGGGGCCAACUCGGAGCCCACCUGGGUGCACGAGAUCUUUCAGGGCAUACUCACGUCGGAGACCAGGUGCCUCAACUGCGAGACGGUGAGCAGCAAGGACGAGAAUUUCUUCGAUCUCCAGGUGGACGUGGACCAGAACACCUCGAUUACGCACUGCCUGCGGUGCUUCAGCAACACGGAGACCCUGUGCUCGGACAACAAGUUCAAGUGCGACAAUUGCUGCAGUUAUCAGGAGGCGCAGAAGAGGAUGCGUGUGAAGAAGUUGCCCAUGAUCCUGGCCCUGCAUCUCAAGCGCUUCAAGUACAUGGAGCAGUUUAAUAGGCACAUCAAGGUCUCGCAUCGCGUUGUGUUCCCACUGGAACUGAGGCUCUUCAACACCUCCGAUGAUGCAGUGAAUCCUGAUCGUCUCUACGAUCUGACCGCUGUGGUUAUCCACUGCGGUUCCGGACCAAAUCGUGGCCAUUAUAUAUCCAUUGUGAAGAGUCACGGACUGUGGCUACUAUUCGACGAUGAUAUGGUGGACAAAAUCGAGGCUUCCACCAUCGAGGAUUUCUACGGUCUGACCUCGGACAUACACAAGUCCUCGGAGACGGGCUACAUACUGUUCUAUCAGUCGCGGGACUGCGCCUAAUCCUACUACGCUAUUGCCCAUUAGAAGUUAAGCCGAAAGUUUUCAAUCUCCUGUGCAAGAAUGCCCCAAAAAUUGUAUGUCUUUUACUAUCUAACCAAGCAUAAUACCAAGCAGCUAUCAAUAAAGAUGAUCAUCAAUAAAGCAA